Molecule: messenger RNA, 255 nt
Organism: Eruca vesicaria subsp. sativa (arugula)
Lineage: Eukaryota; Viridiplantae; Streptophyta; Magnoliopsida; Brassicales; Brassicaceae
Source: the annotation of a GenBank genome assembly
AUGUGGUCGGUCGGAUCUAUCUGGAUUGGAGUGUGGGCGGGUUUUGGUGAUGUUGGCGGGAAAGGAUGUACUGACUAUAAGGGAGGUAGGGCUUACGCGGAGAAGCUGGAGGAGAGUGGAUGGGAUGGAAGAGUUGAAGUUGUGGAGACUGAGGAUGAAGAUCAUGUCUUUCAUAUAAGGGAUCCUGAUUCUGACAAUGCUCGUUUACUUGUUCAGAGAUUUGCAGAGUUUCUUAGACACGUUUGUAAUAAAUAG